AUGGAGCAGUGGCAGUCAUACACCGAGCCGACCAGCGCUGGCGGUUCACGACGAUACAACGGCUCCAGCCAGAUGUCGCCCAGAGAGUACUCCAGCAAUGGACAGCCCGCGGCGCAACCUCCAGCCGGCUUCAAGUAUGACCAGUACCAAGGCGGCUUAAACCCGCAACAACAACAACAACAGCAGCAGCAGCAGCAGGUGCAGCAGGCAUCUUCAUCGUCUUCGCCCAUGACCAGUCCCCAGAUUCGCGACGGCAACGGAGACGUCGCCAUGCAGGAUGCCCAUGAUGGCUACUCCGGCGUCAAUUCCAGCGUCAAGUAUCCCCUGCGCCCCCAUCAUUCCCACCACCUCUCUGGUGGACGAGCCGCGAACUUGCAGCAAGAGCCCUCGACCGCUGCGCAACGAUACUCACCCAUGGAAGUCUUGUCUCCUACAUCACCAUACAAGUCAACUGGAGGUAGCCAGUAUGCGCAGCCCCAGCAACGACAGUCGCCGACCCGAUCGUCGGACUAUGCCCCGCAGAACCCGUACUAUAACAGUAGUCGCCAAACCGCCUCCCAGCUACCUCCUUUAAACCCCUACUCCUCCAUUCCAGACAACUACUCGCCGUCGAAUAACAUCUCGGCCAUGGACGGUUCUUACAUGGAUCCCAAGUCUCCCAAGCGUGCCCCCCAACAAGCCAUGCAAUUGCACGACAAGGGCCCGGUGCCCGAGUUCAGGAAGAUUCGAGGCCCAUCUGACCUGAAGCCCAAGAUCAGCGCGCAGCCGCCGUUCCGGAGAGCCAACCCUGAGGGAGGCUUCAUCAGUCCUCUCCAAGCUCUCACGGCGCACCUUCCAGCCACGUACCAGAUUUGCAAUCCCAGUUUCAAGUACUCUUCGGCACGGAAUCCCCGUCGUGUCCUGACGAAACCGAGCAAGGGUGUGAAGAACGAUGGGUUUGAUAACGAGGAUAGUGACUAUAUCCUCUAUGUCAACGAUAUCCUGGGCUCUGAGGAAGCCGGGCACAAGAACCGUUACUUGAUUUUGGAUGUUCUUGGCCAAGGUACUUUCGGCCAGGUUGUCAAGUGCCAAAACCUCAAGACCCAAGAGGUCGUGGCUGUCAAGGUGAUCAAGAACCGGACCGCCUACUUCAACCAAAGUAUGAUGGAGGUGUCUGUGCUUGACUUGCUCAACACCAAGCUCGACAAGAACGACGAUCAUCAUCUGCUCCGGCUCAAGGAUACAUUCAUUCACAGGCAGCAUCUGUGCUUGGUCUUCGAGCUGUUGAGCGUCAACUUGUACGAGCUCAUCAAACAGAACCAGUUCCGCGGGUUGAGCACGACGCUGGUCCGAGUCUUUGCCCAGCAGCUGCUUAACGGGCUUACGCUGCUCAACAAGGCGCGGCUGAUUCAUUGCGAUCUCAAACCCGAAAACAUCCUGCUGAAAAACCUCGAGAGCCCGAUUAUCAAGAUUAUUGACUUUGGCUCCGCCUGCGACGAGCGUCAAACUGUGUACACGUACAUCCAGUCGCGUUUCUACCGAUCACCCGAAGUUCUACUAGGCUUACCAUAUUCGUCAGCAAUCGAUAUGUGGUCGCUGGGGUGCAUCGUGGUCGAGCUGUUCCUGGGUCUACCCUUGUUCCCAGGAUCCUCCGAGUACAACCAGGUUUCGCGAAUCGUUGAGAUGCUUGGCAAUCCACCAAACUGGAUGAUCGAGGUGGGCAAACAAGCUGGUGAUUUCUUCGAGAAGAGACAGGAUGAUUUUGGCAGGCGGACAUAUCACCUGAAGAGCAUGGAGCAGUAUUCCCGGGAGCACAACACCAAGGAGCAGCCCAGCAAGAAGUAUUUCCAGGCGAACACGCUGCCUGAGAUCAUCAAGUCGUAUCCAAUGCCCCGGAAGAACAUGAAGCAGUCGGAGAUUGAUAGAGAGAUGAAUAACCGCAUCGCGUUCAUCGACUUUGUCAGGGGCCUCUUGACGAUCAACCCACUCGAGAGAUGGUCGCCACAGCAAGCGAAACUGCACCCUUUCAUCACCCAACAAAAGUAUACCGGCCAGUUUGUGCCGCCAAUGAACCUCAAGUCUAGCGCCCUGAACAGAUCGCCUGCCCCAGGCACGACGCAGCAGAUUCAGGCCGAAGCUCUGAGCAAGCAGAGGGCACAGCAAGCGCAGGCUCAGGCUCAGGCCAGCUCGGCGGCGCAGGGAGCAUACGGGUCUAUGGGUGCACCGCAGUAUCAACAACCAGUGCAUCCACAGCAACCACCUUUGUACACCAACAACACCAUGUAUUCUCCUAGCGGGUCACAUACCGGCGCGCCACCUGCAUAUGCCAGCCAACCGAGCGGGUACGGCCAAAUGGGCGUACAACAACCGCCUGCCCAAAUGCCGCCAGCAAACUAUGCUGCCGGCGGUAUUCCACAGGUCAAUAUGUAUUCGCAGCAAAACCGUCAGCAACAACAACCCAGACCGCGUGCCUCGACCAUGGAGCAGCAACAAAGCGGUAUUCCCGCUGCCAUUCAAAGGGUGGCCAGCCACCUCGACCCAAGCCAGCCGAUUCGAUUACAGCCAAGUCCUGCUUAUUAUCCACCACCUCCUGAUGGCUUGGUGGGCAUGGACCAGGGCGGGCCAUCGACCAGGACAGGUAGAAGGGGCAGCCGCGCCCAGCAGCCAGGACGCAACUUCAUCCGCAACCUGGAGGAGCGAACACUCGAGGAAGGGUUCAUGGGGAAUAACCAGAGCCCCUGGCACUGA
Molecule: messenger RNA, 2727 nt
Organism: Podospora anserina S mat+
Lineage: Eukaryota; Fungi; Ascomycota; Sordariomycetes; Sordariales; Podosporaceae
Exons: 5
Coding region: 1-2727 (908 amino acids)
Biological process (GO): peptidyl-threonine phosphorylation; peptidyl-serine phosphorylation
Cellular component (GO): nucleus; cytoplasm
Molecular function (GO): ATP binding; protein serine/threonine kinase activity; protein tyrosine kinase activity
Source: RefSeq, a predicted model, not a curated record